Molecule: messenger RNA, 1781 nt
Organism: Drosophila hydei
Lineage: Eukaryota; Metazoa; Arthropoda; Insecta; Diptera; Drosophilidae
Product: zinc finger protein 585A
Exons: 3
Coding region: 61-1755 (564 amino acids)
Biological process (GO): regulation of transcription by RNA polymerase II
Cellular component (GO): chromosome
Molecular function (GO): chromatin insulator sequence binding
Source: RefSeq, a predicted model, not a curated record
CAAGACGGCUGAUUGCAUUGCAUUUUGCUAUAUGGUUUAUUUUGUUUCUUUCAAACUAAAAUGGAAACUUGUGGCGUUAUUAUGAGUAGAGCCGGUGAUUUUGAAAAUUUUCUGAUGCGUUGCUCAUAUUGCACAAUAGACAUGGAGAUAGACAAGUGGCAGGAAUUCGUGCUCCACUUUCGGCAUACGCACGGUUGGAAAGCGACGGAUAACUCAGAUUGUUUGCAUAUAGAACAAAUAGCUGUAAAUGAAGACAGUGAGGAAGAAAAGCUAGGGAUCAUACCCAUCGAAGAGCCAACUGUUGCAGAGACGGAUAUGUCGAGACCCUGUUCAACACUGUCGGAUGCAAGUUUCAGUGAAAAUAGUUCAGCAAAAAGUGGAUCCAUAGCACCAACUAAAGAUGAGGAUAUACAUAUGUCUAGUUCGAAUUCGUCUACAGACAAGUUUAAUCCAUCAUUUUUUCGAAGAGAUCCACGCACACUGAAGUUUAUUGAGUCCUAUAAGAAUCAGCCAUGCCUUUGGAAUCCUGGCUGUAGUGAAUAUAAGGAUCACAUUGCAUGUAAAGCAGCCUAUCAGCAGCUCAUAAUGGAGCUAGAUGCUCAGAUAUCUGUUGUCUUCACAGAGCAUUCAUUGAAGGCAGCGAUUAAAAAGUUGCAUCUACAGUAUAAUAUGGUCGAAAAGCGUGUUAUGAACGGCAACCAAAAACCAAGUUCUGUGGCCUUUAAUCAUUAUACAAGCUGCAGUUUUCUGAAAGCUAGUCAAUAUCAAAUGCAUGCCUUUAAAAGUUCAAUAAUUCAGUUAAACUUUUGUAAACGCAACAAGCUCACCACGGACUUUAUACAGCUAUAUGCCAACUUUCCCCAGCUUUACGACUGCAAGCACAAGGAUUUCUCAAGCAUUAGUUCUCGUAAGCUGGCAUAUGAAGCAAUGGCAGCUAAGACUAUAGUGCCACAUUAUGUUAUUAACUGCGAUGAUGUCUACCUCGCCAUACAGUGCCUCCGCCAAUGGUACUACAAGAGUACGAAGCAUGCAAUUAAAACGACUAACGAAUCGGAACUUUUUUAUUUGAAAGCCUGUGCCUUUUUGCCACCUAAGAUGUUCAAGCAAAAGCUAAUUUGUGAAUACUGCCAGCAGGAAACUUCUUCGGAUCAUGUGCUUCAAGCGCACCUGUGGAAGGUACAUAAUAUCGGGGAGCUGCCCUUCAAAUGUACAUCAUGCGAUCGAAGUUUUGUAGGGCGUGCUGAGCUAUCGACUCAUGUGCAACGCUUUCAUAUUGGAAAGACACACAAGUGCAACUAUUGCGAGCGCACUUUCUCUGUUAACUCAGACCUUCGCCUGCACAUACGCACCCACACCGGAAAUAAUAUACUUUGUGAGUUGUGUGGCAAGGCGUUUAGAUUAAGAUCUCAACUUAAGUUGCAUGUCACUGCCAUUCAUACAAAGAUAAGAGCAUUUAAGUGCACCAUGUGCCCGAAGGACUUUCUAAAAAAGGUUGAUUUGUCGGACCACAUUAAGAGCCAUUUAAAUAUCCGGGAUAAGAUUUGCACAACAUGUGGCAAAGGAUUUACUAGUUGCCAUUCACUCAUUAGACAUAGGCAAAUACACUCGGAAAUUAAAAAGUUUGCUUGUAAACUAUGUGAAGCUAGGUUUUCACAAUUUGUCGGUCUCAACUCACACAUGAAACGUACGCAUAAUAUUGUCCGCAAUAAUGCACAAAAAUUAGUAGAGACUGUAGUUCCAGAAACGACUAAUUAAAUAACUACUCUUUUUCUAUAAAUAAA